Molecule: messenger RNA, 4210 nt
Organism: Sinocyclocheilus anshuiensis
Lineage: Eukaryota; Metazoa; Chordata; Actinopteri; Cypriniformes; Cyprinidae
Product: protein FAM160A1-like
Exons: 13
Coding region: 472-3408 (978 amino acids)
Source: RefSeq, a predicted model, not a curated record
AGCGCAGUGGCGUCAGAGAUCUCUGGAUCUUUAAAGUGUGAUGAUCAUCUGAUAGACUCUGAUAGACUCAACAGAACCUUCGCCGCGAACUGCACUGAGCUAUCAUUAUGAAAACGAUAACGAGACGGGAUUAUGAUCGGUUUAACGCCAGUGGAAUAUGACACAGGGAAACAGAGCUGUUGAGGCGAAGUUUUGUCAGGUGUGGAAGAAAAAAGCGUUUGGACAUUAAAGGCGAAAACCUGCGUUGACUAGAUCUCAAUCUGCAUGUCUCAGAAGAGCUCCUGAGCCCUCUGAAGAUGCGAAUGUUUUCUGCCAUACGAAAUACCGUGUCUCCAGCAGCAACUUUCAGCAGUGGUCUGGAUGAGGUAGGUUGUCAGUGUCUAAUGCUACCGUGCAGUUUUCCAUGUUUGUUUGAAUUCGGCAUCCACUCCACCACUCAUGAUGGUUUAGUCCUGCUGUGAGAGCACAACAAUGACAUCCAUGGUUGCCAAUGGGACUCAAGGUGGCCAGUCACUGGUCCUGAAAGGAGUGGACCCUGAAACAUGCAUGAUCGUGUUCAAAAACCACUGGGCACAGGUGGUGAAGAUUCUAGAGAAGCAUGACCCAUUGCGCAGUAAUGUUGGUGGUCUGGGUGGAGGUCAUGGUCUUGGUGGGGGUGGAGGACUCGGCAGCUUCCGUUUCGGUCCAGUUCCUGGCGAUGAGGCCAGCGCUGUGCAGAACUAUGUAGAACACAUGCUCUUCCUCCUCAUGGAGGAGGAGUGUGGUCAAAAUGGAGCCAUGGGGCCCAUCCUGGAGUUUGUGGUGAUGGAGAACGUGUUGGAGAGACUGUUUAUCUGGAGCCUGAGGCGAGAGUUCACAGAUGAAAUGAAAUUAGAGCAACUGAAGAUGUAUGAGAUGCUGAUUGGACAAGCCAGGCAGCCAUUACUUCAUCAUAAACCAGUGCUCAAGCCUUUGAUGAUGCUCUUGUCGUCCUGCUCCGGCUCCCCAUCGGGUCCAAGCUCCUCUGCUGUGGAGACAGAGCUUGUGCUGCUCCUGAACCAGCUGUGCUGUGUUCUGGCUAAAGACCCUUCAGUCCUGGAGCUUUUUUUCCAUACGAGUGAGGACCAAGGAGCUGCUAAUUUCCUUAUCUUCUCCCUACUCAUCCCUUUCAUACACAGGGAAGGGUCAGUCGGACAGCAGGCCAGAGAUGCGCUUCUGCUUAUCAUGGCUCUUUCUGCUGAGAACCAUGUUGUGGCUAAACACAUCGCAGAGAACACCUAUUUCUGUCCGGUUUUGGCUACAGGUCUGAGUGGGCUUUACUCAUCUUUGCCUACCAAGUUAGAUGUACCCAGUGAAGAGUGGCACUGUCUGCACCGUGAGGACUGGCAGCAGCUGCCUGCUCUUGUGCAAUUUCUUAACUCCUUGGAGUUCUGCAAUGCUGUCAUACAGGUGGCCCAUCCUUCCAUCAGAGACCAGCUGGUUGGCUACAUUCAUAAUGGUUUUCUGGUCCCUGUUCUAGCACCAGCAUUACACAAGUUGACACUUGAAGAGGUGAUGACCACAACAGCAUAUCUGGACCUCUUCAUACGCAGCGUUUCUGAACCUGCAUUGCUGCACACCUUCCUAAGCUUCAUCCUGCUCCAUCGCCAUGACAAUGUACACAUUUUGGACACACUAGUCAGCCGCAUCAACACUCCCUUUCAGCUUGGCACUGUAUCGCUGGCCCUGUUCCGCACUCUCAUUGGCUUGUAUUGUGAGGAUGUCAUGCUCCAGUUGGUAUUCAAGUACCUAAUCCCCUGUAACCACAUGAUGUUGAGUCAGCGUAGAGUCCUGAGAGAAAGAGACUUUUACUCUGUAUCGGCCGCCAAGUUUCUAGCCCUUACACCCUCCUGCUGUUCUCCAGAGGUCAUCCCCCCUCCACUCAGGCAACUGGACUCUAUCCUGUGGUCAAAAGGCACUGAUGGCUCCCAUAUAGGAACUAUGGAAUCAAACGAGGUCCUCUCAGAGGAGGAUGACUGUGGUAACUCCUGUGUCAUUGGCUCAGAGAUCUACCUGGAUGUCAGUUACCUGCACUACUUGUACGAUGCACAAAACAGCAUCAGUUACUGUAUGCGAGCAUGCCGUGUGUGGUCGGCCCCUUAUGAUGGUGAGAACCCUCCUCCAGAAGAAUACCAGCGCAGUACCUUGGAAGAAGCAGGUAGGACUCGGCAACCAGUUACCAGCAGGAAAACCCCAAAUCAAAUGCAUCGCUCCGGUCCACCCCUCAAAGAUCUCACUGCUACUCCCGGAUUGCUGGAGCUGGAGUGGGAUGAUAGUUAUGAUGCUUGUCCUACACAACUGCAACCAGAGGAAGAUCAGGAGACUCUCCCCAUCCCGGACGAGCCCCCAAAACACAUUCAAGAACUGCGGAGAACUGCUAUUAUGAUUGUGAAGGGCUCUUACAUUGAAGAGUCUGAGUUCCAGAAUGAUGUUAUGGUCUAUGACCUGGUAGCUCAGAAGGAUGCUCAUGACUCUGGUAAUAGCUAUCAUGCCUCAUCCAAACCUAUAGAAGCAGCAAAGCAGGAGGUGUUAGAUGAACCAGUAACUGAUCAAAAGACUACAAAUUCAGAAUCCUCAAUGAGCAAUGGCUUGAGCUCCCCAUUAGAUGAAAUGGACAGUAAAAAGAGAGGGUCCCAAUCAGACCAUAAGUCACUGGAAGGGGAGGACCUUAUGGCCCAGUAUGAGGAACUCAUAAGGACUCUGGGUGCACAGCACAGUCCAGCAAAAACAGACAGUGAACUCAAGAGUCCUACAGACCUCAUGGAUGAGGAGGAAGAUGAGAUUGACUUUAACUCUUUCUCCCCAGAGACACCAGAGGCAGAAAAGUUAUCAUCUCCUUUUGGGACCAAACCCCGCAGUGGGAGCAGGGGGCAUGCUGUACCUUUUACAGGGCCGUUUCUGAGUGUACUGCUGUCUCGCCUAGAAAACAUGCCAAGUAAUUCUCUCCAUGUGAACUUGCUUCUGACUGGCAUCCUGGCCCAGUUAGCUGCUUACCCUCAGCCCCUGCUGCGCUCCUUCCUUCUCAACACAAACAUGGUGUUCCAGCCUAGUGUCCGCUCACUAUACCAGGUACUGGCCUCAGUGAAGAACCAGACAGAACAGUGGUCAGCGAAUAAUAAAGACUUCCCUGAGCUUCUCACAGCUGCCCAGCACUGCUUAUUGGCCAGGGAGAGUUCACUAAGAGACUCUCAAAGUCCACAGAAUGGAGAUUGGUUCCAUAGUUCUGAAGCAGACAGAAUCAAGACGAAACCGAAUAUCCAACCCAAAACUGUGGUUCCCUUAAACCAAACUGAGAUAUAUGCCACAGUUCUUUUCACCGAGUUCCUGAAAGAGCUAGCAGCCUUUGCACAAGAGCACUCCAUCCUUGCUCAUCUUCCCACGGAGCAGUAGCCUUUGAUUCUGUUUUUAUGUCUGUUGUUAAUGUUUCCAGGAAACUUUUGAACUGACAUUUUGAAUGAUUUUUAGUUCUUAUUGAAAGACUCUAAAAUAAUGUUUUUCUGACUUUUCUCUUUUUUGGAUAUUUUUGAUGGGGGGUUCUUUCAUGCAUGUUUUUGUCUGUUGUGUGAACAAUCAUUGAAACUUCCAUCAUUUGAUUAUGCAUACCAAACCUGCCAUAAAACAGUCAUUGAUUUGUCUUCAUUUCAUAAAGUUGGCUUCGGGACACAAAAUGCUGGAUGUCUUAACUGAAAUUUCAGGCCUAAACUAAAUGGUGAUGGCCAUACAGCCAUUGAGCAAGAGGUGAGGAGGCAUUACAUAUUAAUAACAUUUGAGGACCAGAUUCUCUACAGACUGUAUAGUGCUGCUGAUGUCUUUUUGCUGGAAUGUUCCCAUGAUGGCCUUAUACUGAUUGAUAGUGCCUAUUCCUUUAGUCCUUAAUUUUCAACAUUGUCUUUACAGUUUUAUAUACAGUAAGCAUACUUUGUAAACCUGGUCACUUGGCCAUUUUAUACAACUUGUCUGUAGGAUUGCUGGAUUUCCUCUCACUUUGAGAAACAAUUCUUACACAGUCGUUCUGGUUCUAUGUAGAGCAUCACUGAUAUUAACUUUCACAAUGUCUAUACAGCACAUGAGUUGUUAAUGAACAUGUUUGAAACUAGCAGCACACAUGCUUGUUAAUUAGGAUGAGGUGCCUUUCUUUAAUGGGGUAAGAUAUACACUACUGUUCAAACGUUUAAGGUUAGUACGUUUUUGU